AUGAGGUUACACUCAUCCUUGAAAUCCAAGGUACUCCACCCAUGCACAAAACUUUUUCGAAUCUUCAGAUUCAAGCUCAAAAGGCCCUUCUUUAUAAGACCCCGUCAUGUUCGUCCUCACUACAACAAGGUUCAAACGACUCCCAAGAAGAAUAAGAUAACUGCAUUGUUCCGGUCAGCUUUCCGUUCACUGAGGAAGCCAAAGGGAAUGGACAGACUAGCAGCCAUCAAGAGUUUCUCCGAGAAAGGUGACCGUAGAGUGCUUCCUCCCUCACCAGUUACACCAGCCUAUGUGAAGGCAAUGGCUGAAAAAAGAGUAAACUCAGAUGACGACGAAGUGCAGGAUGCAUGCAGGAGUUUCGAGAACUACUUGGUGGAGAUGAUUGUUGAAGAAGGGAAACUGAGGGAUUUGACCGAUGUGGAAGAGCUUCUGUAUUGCUGGAAGAACCUGAAAUGCCCGGUUUACAUUGAUUUGGUUAGUAGAUUCUAUGGAGAACUUUGCAAGGACUUGUUCUCUCCUGACAAUACUGAUGGAAGUUGUAGUUUAUAG
This is a messenger RNA of Fragaria vesca subsp. vesca, 549 nucleotides long. RefSeq lists its product as uncharacterized. The transcript has a single exon. Bases 1 to 549 code for a protein of 182 amino acids. The record is from RefSeq and is a predicted model, not a curated record. Lineage: Eukaryota; Viridiplantae; Streptophyta; Magnoliopsida; Rosales; Rosaceae. Gene Ontology annotation, biological process: negative regulation of DNA-templated transcription.